Molecule: messenger RNA, 1299 nt
Organism: Brachypodium distachyon (stiff brome)
Lineage: Eukaryota; Viridiplantae; Streptophyta; Magnoliopsida; Poales; Poaceae
Exons: 10
Coding region: 60-1055 (331 amino acids)
Source: RefSeq, a predicted model, not a curated record
CAGACAGCAGCAGCAGAUCAGCAGAGUUCACCCGCCACUCACACACACUCGCUAGCUCCAUGGCGCUCAGCCUCCGUGCCGCCGCGUCCCUCGCCGCUCCGCCGCCGCGCCCAGGCUGCCGCGCCGCCUCGUUGGUCCGCGCCACGGCGGCGUCGUCCUCCCCUCCGGCGGCGCUCGACCACCGGCGCCGCCGACGGCAGAACGUCUCCGGCGAGUUCUUCGUCGAUGAGCGGUGUAUCGACUGCUCGACGUGCCGGUGGAUGGCGCCGGAGGUGUUCAAGAGGGUGGACGGCCUCUCCGCCGUGGCGGCGCAGCCCAGCUCCGGGGACGACAGGACCAAGGCCCUACAGGCUUUGCUCUCUUGUCCGACAGCCUCGAUCCACACCGAAAAGCCCGCAAAGGACAUUCUCCAAGUGCACAGCACGUUCCCUCUCCCCAUCGCCGAUGAUCUCCCCGGAGUUUACCUCUGUGGUUACCAUUCUGAGAGCUCAUAUGGAGCAACAUCUUACCUUAUAGUUCACCCAGAAGGGAACAUUAUGGUUGACAGCCCACGGUAUACACCGAAACUGGUGAACCAGAUCGAGAAGCUCGGUGGAGCACGCUACAUGUUUUUGACCCAUAUUGAUGAUGUAGCGGAUCAUCGGAAGUGGGCCGAGCGGCUAAAAUGCGAGAGAAUCAUCCAUUCAGGAGAUGUAGUGGAUAUCGUUGCUGAUGUAGAGCGGAAACUUACGGGAAGUGGCCCCUGGAACAUUGGAAAUGAUUUUGAGCUUAUCCAUACCCCAGGACAUACCAAAGGCUCAGUCUGCUUGUUGUACAAACCACUAAAGGCGCUAUUCACUGGCGACCAUGUCGCAAAAUCAGAAGAAUCGGACGAGUUCAACCUCUUUCGAAUGUACAGCAGGCAAUCAGUCUCUGUUCAACUGGACAGCAUGCAGAAGUUGUUGGACCUAGACUUCCUGUGGGUUUUACCUGGACAUGGCUAUCGAAUCCGGUAUGAAGAUGCAGAGGCCAAGAAUUCAGCUAUUAAAUCUCUCCUAUCUGACUACACAAGCUAGGAGCAUCUUAUUACAAUCACAGACUUGACUAAUAAGGAUUCCAGAAUAAAGGGGCCAGGAGGAUAUGGACCCAAGCGAAAUACUGAUGCUAAUGUUGUUACGGCAUUUUUUUGUCCAAACACCAUACACUUUUGUAGUGCUUGAUUUCUCUCUCCUGGAUGUAUAUAUGCUUUUAUAUCAUCAAGUUGAAAAUGUUACCGGGGCAUCCUGCCAAAAAAUAAAAGAAUGUGUUAUUGGAACAGUU